Lotus japonicus is the source of this 825-nucleotide messenger RNA. Its product is annotated as LOB domain-containing protein 4-like. The coding region runs from base 42 to 605 and encodes 187 amino acids. NCBI's taxonomy places the organism in Eukaryota, Viridiplantae, Streptophyta, Magnoliopsida, Fabales, Fabaceae. The transcript has 2 exons. The record is from RefSeq and is a predicted model, not a curated record.
UUCUUCUUAAGAACCCUCCUACCCAUUUGUAUGUUCAGCUAAUGCAGUUGGAAGAAAUGAAGAAGGGAGGGAGAAAACAAGGUGAAUUGCCGUCGCCAUGCGCGGCAUGCAAGCUUCUUCGACGGAGAUGCACCGCACAGAGCUGUGUGUUUGCUCCUUAUUUUCCAGCAGAUGAACCCCAAAAGUUUGCCAAUGUCCACAAGGUUUUUGGGGCUAGCAAUGUCAACAAAAUGUUGCAGGAAUUACCAGAGCACCAACGAGGCGAUGCGGUUAGGUCAAUGGUAUAUGAAGCCAAUGCAAGGGUGAGGAACCCAGUGUACGGAUGUGUGGGAGCGAUAUCAUCUCUGCAGCAACAGGUUGAUGUGUUACAUACCCAAUUGGCACUUGCACAAGCAGAGGUUGUGCAUUUGAGAAUGCACCAAGUCUCAUCUUCUCGUGAUGAUGAUCAGUACAAACAUGUUGUUCAUGCAACCUCAAAUUCAUCAUCAGAAAACUUAUCAUCCCCAUCGAGAAGGCUCAUCAUGUCUUCACAGAGCAAGUCCCCUUUUUCCAUUGACAUGGAUAUUGAUCAAGUAGAAAUAGGGGAGUCCUUGUGGUCAUGCUAGCUUAAUUAGCUUCUAAUAUUGGAGUGCAUAAAUGGGAAUGCAUGCUUGCUUGCCUUCACUUUAUUUAUUUUCUUAUAAGUGUGUGAAUACGUUACUUUAUUGUUCCUCUCUAGAACCUUUUUUUUAUGAUCCUAGUUUUUUCUUUCUCAUUUUUCUUGUGAACUUAAACGACAUGCAUAUUAUGAUUAGUUAAUGUAAAUGUAUGCGACUUGUAAUUAUA